UUAUGUAUCCAUAGGACCUACAUAAGUUACUUGACUUUGCUAAUAUUUAACUCAGCAUUUAUUCCUGUUAAUGCAAGAUAAAACAAACUCAUUGUAGGAUAGUGAGAUUUAACCAUAUGCACACGAAGAGGAUGAUGAAAUAUGCCGUACGACAACGCACGACCAGAUAAAUAAACAGCGUUUAUGAUGCAAGCAACGUCACUUAUGACGAGUCAACUCGUUUGUUUUAGUUUUGUCCCAAGACGACGCUCCAGCUCGAGGGAACUUUUCUUGCAGUCGUUGAAGGAGUUAAUCUUUAUUUCUAAGCGGAAAGCGCAGCAGAAUAGAAGACUGAACCAAGAUGUGGCUAACGACAUUAUUCCUCUUCGCACUUCUUCUGGUACUCCUGUGGGCAUAUUCCGCCCACCGCCAGAGUUACUGGGCCAAGCGGCGGGUGCCCACGUUCCCAAAGACAUUACCCUUAAUAGGCCACCUGAGUCACAUGAUGUCGAAGAAAAGGCAACGAUGGGAGUACAUCGAUGAGGUUUACAGAAAGCACGGUGGGUCAACGUUUUGCGGUUACUACGAAUUCUUACAGCCAAUACUCCUCGUUGGAGAUCCAGAACUCGCCAAGCUGAUUCUGAUCAAAGACUUUGACCAUUUUGUGGACCGGAGGACUUUCACCUUUCCCUUAGAGGAGGACGAUGUUGGGAACCACUUCUUGACCAACGCCACUGGCGCCCACUGGAAGGGCAUCCGUUCUGUGCUGUCCCCAAGUUUUACAUCUGGCAGGCUGAAAGGGAUGUUCCCUCUGGUAGCGGAUAAGGCUGACAAACUCGUUGAUUACCUCCUCAAGCUCAGAGAGGAAAAAGGAGCAUCAUCAUUUGCACUGAAGAAGACCUUUGGUCUCUACACUCUCGAAGUCAUUGCGUCAUGCGCCUUUGGGAUGGAAUCAGGAACCAUGGAAGAUGAAGACUCCCUGUUCAAUCAGAACGUAGCUAAGUUCUCCAAGAUAGGCCCUCUUCGUAUGUUGAAGUUCAUUCUGUUCAUGGCAGCUCCUAAGCUCUGCCAAUUGUUAAGGAUAAGGUUCAUCCAGGAUGAGAUGAUAUUCUUUAUGGAUGUUGUGAAGGAGUCCAUGGCUCAGCGGAAGGCUGGUUUGUAUCGUGGGGAUUUCCUCGACUUGAUGAUGGAGGCUCAGGUUGAUCAAGAAAACCCUUCAUCAAAGAUGCCAAAAUAUCCACUUACAGAGAAGAUCAUCGUAGCCAACUCAGUGCUAUUCAUCUUGGCUGGUUUCGACACCACAGCAACGACUAUCUCCUUCGUUGCCUUCUUAUUGGCCAAAUAUCCUGAAGUGCAACAGAAACUCAGGAAAGAACUUAACGGAUUGAUACAAGAGCCCUCAGAGAUGACUUACCAAGGAAUCAUGGAAGCUAAGUAUCUCGAUGCAUGUCUUUCAGAAACACUGAGAAUGUACAGUCCUGCACAUUUCACUGAGCGACAGUGUACAAAGGAGUACAAGUUACCCGGAACUGACGUAGUCAUCGCUCCCAAAACUGUCGUUUCUAUACCCAUCCACAGCAUCCAUCACGAUGAACGGUACUGGUCUGACCCGGAGGAAUUUCGCCCCGAGAGGUUUAUGCCUGAGAACGCAGGCGAAAUUAAGAGUGGGACCUAUAUACCAUUCGGUGUUGGACCCAGAAACUGCAUUGGUAUGAGGUUUGCCCAAAUGGAAUCGAAGUUGAUCAUCGCAAAGUUACUUUUGAACUUCGAGUUGAGUUGUGUGCCAGGCUCUGAGGACCUCGAACUCAGCCGUCAAUUAGGCCUCAUGCGGCCUAGUGACACGUUAGAGAUUGCCUUCAAGCCGCUCAGGUAGUGGAACAGUGGAACGCAGACCCAGAAGCAAUUUACUUCAUGAAGAAAAAAACAAAAAAAAAUAAAAUUAAGCCAUAUACUUAGAUUGAAAAAAAAGGCUUUAAUUCAUUUACUUCGACAAUGUAAGGAAGAAUUAAUAACGUGAAAGUAGUUUUGAAGAGCUCUAUUGGAGAGUGAAACGUUUUGAAAUUACUAUACAAAAUACUCAGUGAACCUUCCAUUUAUUUCCUGCUUCUGUAGCUGUAUUUUAUAUUUCAUUAUAAUUUAGUGGCCAUAUACUAAACUCUGAAUUAUUAACUGAAACUCGUCAGAUGUUUUUUUUAUUAACCCUGACAGUUUACUUUUUAAUUAAGUGGUAAAGGCGAAUAAACAUUAUUUUUUAUUUGUUACUUCUUUAAGUGAAUAUUCUUCGUAGGAGGUUAUUGUCGUCAGUGUACCUUAUACGAUACACUGUAGGCAUUAUUUAAGGUUCAUUGCAGUGCCUUUGGUCCCUAUAGCUGCAACCCUUUCGUUCCUUUUACCGUACCUCCUUUCAUAUUUCCUUUCUUCCAUCUUACUUUCCACCCUCUCCUAACAAUAAUUGCUUCUUAGUGCAAUUGCAAGGUUCUCCUGUCACACCUUUCAAACCUUUUGCUGUCAAUUUCCGUUUCAGCGCUGAAUAACCUCAUAUAUCCCAUUGUUUGUCCUUAGGCCUAAAUUCUAUAUUCAAUUCAAUUAAGUGAAUAUUGAUGAUUUAUCAAAUACAACAGAGACAAGGUCUUGUAUAUCACCUGAAUUUUUUCUAACUUCUUAAACUAUAUCUGUACAAUGACUCUAGGUGUAUAUAAGGUCAGAAUAAACUUAAAACAAAUCUGAA
Messenger RNA from Macrobrachium nipponense, 2707 nucleotides. Its product is annotated as cytochrome P450 9e2-like. The transcript has 7 exons. NCBI's taxonomy places the organism in Eukaryota, Metazoa, Arthropoda, Malacostraca, Decapoda, Palaemonidae. Gene Ontology annotation, molecular function: oxidoreductase activity, acting on paired donors, with incorporation or reduction of molecular oxygen; iron ion binding; monooxygenase activity. The record is from RefSeq and is a predicted model, not a curated record. The coding region runs from base 341 to 1852 and encodes 503 amino acids.